AUGGGAAGGGAGCUAGUGAUGGCUUUGGUGGAACAAUUAAACGACUUGCAGCUCGAGCAAAGACCUAUGCCACCAGAGCCGAAGGAAAACCAAGUGCUUAUACGCAUGGGCAGUGUUGGGAUAUGCGGCUCAGAUGUACAUUAUCUGGUGCAUGGUGGAAUAGGCGACUAUGUGGUUAAGGGUCCCAUGGUACUUGGUCAUGAAUCAUCGGGCACAGUUGAAAAACUUGGGCCUUGUGUGAAAGACUUGAAAGAGGGUGACCGCGUAGCCCUUGAACCUGGCACACCGUGCAGAAUGUGUUCUUAUUGCAAAGAAGGUCGCUACCACCUCUGCCCUGACGUUAUUUUCUGUGCAACUCCGCCGGUUGACGGAACCAUGUGCCGUUACUACGUGCACACAGCAGAUUUCUGCCACAAGUUGCCAGACAGUCUGACCCUGGAGGAUGGAGCGCUGCUGGAACCGCUAUCUGUGGCCGUACACGCUUGCCGGAGAGCUAAUCUGUCCUGUGGCACCAGAGUCUUAAUUGUAGGAGCAGGACCCAUUGGCCUGGCCACCAUUUGUGCAGCCAGAGCGUACGGAGCGGUCAGGAUUGUUAUCACAGAUCUGAAUACACAUCGGCUAGAGAUUGCCAAGAAACUGGGGGUGGAUGCAACUGUCAGAGUCUGUGAAGGCAUGGAAGAAACACAAAUAGCGGCCGAGGUGCAGUGUCAGCUAGGGGGACCCGCCCAUGUUACCAUCGAGUGUUGUGGCACCGAAUCUUCCAUCAAGCAGGGCUUACUGGAUGUUUUAGACAUCCUGUUUGAGGAUUCAAACGCUCCUCAGGUUGAUGGAAUUUACACCACGCCUCCUGAUCCAGCAGUCCUCACGGAUGAGGAUUCGGGUGAUGAGGAUGAAUGA
This is a messenger RNA of Schistocerca piceifrons (Central American locust), 897 nucleotides long. Its product is annotated as sorbitol dehydrogenase-like. NCBI's taxonomy places the organism in Eukaryota, Metazoa, Arthropoda, Insecta, Orthoptera, Acrididae. The record is from RefSeq and is a predicted model, not a curated record. Gene Ontology annotation, biological process: D-sorbitol catabolic process. The transcript has 7 exons. Bases 1 to 897 code for a protein of 298 amino acids. Gene Ontology annotation, molecular function: zinc ion binding; L-iditol 2-dehydrogenase (NAD+) activity.